CUUGAGAGUAAUCUUCUCUCUGACUUGGUAAAACCCUAACCCUAGUUUUCUGAAUUUGAAGGAAAAGAAGGAUAAUAUAUGGGUUCUGAAGAUAGCUGGAACAAGAUGGACGACGGCACUAGUUUUCAACCAUCUGAGCCGGCUCCAUGCGCCAACGGCUGUGGCUUCUUCGGCAACCCAGCGACUAUGAACCUCUGCUCCAAGUGUUUCAGAGACCUUCGCGUCAAGGAAGAGCAGGCGGCUUCGGCUAUAGCCGCCAUGGACAAACUGGUGAAUAAUCAGAAUCAGACGGUGUUUUCAGGAGAGGUCCGUGUGGGGCCAUCUUCGUCGACCAAAUCAUCAUCAUCAGCACCGUUGGUUGUGCCGACUGUUGGCGUUGAUCAUCAGACGGAGGCCCCGAAGGUGCCGUCGAACAGGUGCUGGAGUUGCAGGAAGAAGGUAGGGGUGUUGGGGUUCGCGUGCAAGUGCGGGAGCACGUUCUGUGGGAACCACAGGUACCCAGAAAAGCACGAAUGCCCCUUCGAUUAUAAGGGUGCGGGACGAGACGCCAUUGCACAGGCUAAUCCGGUGGUGAAGGCUGAUAAGGUGCAAAGGAUCUGAUUUCUUAAUCAAACAAUCGGUUUAGAUUUAAAUUGUUUUUAGCUUUUUUCUUUCUUUUUUUCUUUCUUUCUUGUAUCUUGGAUAUUAAUUUUGGUUGGGUUGGUUGAGAAAGCAUUGAGGGUCGAUUCCAUAAUAAAGUGGAACAGCCAUUAAUUGUUUGUAACUUCUGUUGUCUUACCCUUCUUGGUAAGGUUUCAUUGUUUCAAGUAAAAUUGCAUGUUCAAAAAACAUGAAUCGACUCUAUGAAUGAAUUUCGGUCUUAUAAUGUUUAAUAAAUCUAAAAUGUAA
Cornus florida is the source of this 888-nucleotide messenger RNA. RefSeq names its product zinc finger A20 and AN1 domain-containing stress-associated protein 1-like. The transcript has a single exon. The coding region runs from base 79 to 600 and encodes 173 amino acids. The record is from RefSeq and is a predicted model, not a curated record. NCBI's taxonomy places the organism in Eukaryota, Viridiplantae, Streptophyta, Magnoliopsida, Cornales, Cornaceae. Gene Ontology annotation, molecular function: zinc ion binding; DNA binding. Gene Ontology annotation, biological process: proteasome-mediated ubiquitin-dependent protein catabolic process.